Molecule: messenger RNA, 258 nt
Organism: Eremothecium gossypii ATCC 10895
Lineage: Eukaryota; Fungi; Ascomycota; Saccharomycetes; Saccharomycetales; Saccharomycetaceae
Exons: 3
Coding region: 1-258 (85 amino acids)
Molecular function (GO): RNA endonuclease activity
Source: RefSeq, marked provisional
AUGAAACCCGUCGUCUCGAAAGGAAAGGCUUGGUUCUGCACAGUUCUUUCAGCAUUUGGUGUUAUAAUCCUUUCUGUGAUUGGCCAUUUGUUCAAUAUCAAGCACGAGGCCUUUGUAGGAUCAAUUAAUGAUCCGAAGGAUGGUCCAGCCGUCGCUCAUACUGUCUUCUUAGCCGCUGCCGUAUAUUUAGUCUUCUUCGUCUUCUGUGGCUCUCAAAUAUACAUGGGCAGGAAAAGUUCCUCAAUCGAACUCCGUUAG